GUAAUGAGCAGUCGUAGGUUGGGAUCAAGCAGAAGCGUAGUCGAGAACAAGCCAAGGUCAGUAAUGAGCAAUCACAGGUUGGGAACAGGCAGAAGUGUGGUCAGUAAACAAGCCAAGGUCAGUAAUGAGCAAUCACAGGUUGGGAUCAGGCAGAAGCCUAGUCAGUAAACAAGCCAAGGUCAGUAAUGAGCAAUCACAGGUUGGGAUCAGGCAGAAGCGUAGUCGAGAACAAGCCAAGGUCGGUAAUGAGCAGUCGCAGGUUGGGAUCAGGCAGAAGCGUAGUCGAGAACAAGCCAAGGUCGGUAAUGAGCAGUCGCAGGUUGGGAUCAGGCAGAAGCGUAGUCGAGAACAAGCCAAGGUCGGUAAUGAGCAGUUGCAGGUUGGGAUCUGACAGAAGCGUAGUCAGUAAACAAGCCAAGGUCAGUAAUGAGCAGUCGCAGGUUGGGAUCAGGCUGAAGCGUAGUCGAGAACAAGCCAAGGUCAGUAAUGAGCAGUCGCAGGUUGGGAUCAGGCAAUUAGCGAGAUACUGGCUGGAGAGCACAAUAAUCUGGCAAACAGGAAGUGCAGAGACAUGGCUUAUAUCAAGAAGUUCAUGGGAGCAGCAAGGGGUUCAAGGUUCAUGGAAAACAAGGUAAAGGUAGGAUCAUCCAAAUAAUUGUCAAGAGAGCUGUCCAGCAUUCCAGGUGGUUCAGCAAGAAGAACACUGCCAGUCACUGCAGAAGGCCCAGGUUUUGACCCAGGCUCUGAGAAUAAGGCAACAUGGUAGGGUACGAGUCAGAGGU
This is a messenger RNA of Staurois parvus, 782 nucleotides long. The record is from the annotation of a GenBank genome assembly. Lineage: Eukaryota; Metazoa; Chordata; Amphibia; Anura; Ranidae.